CAGGGCUGCCGGGCAGAAGGCGGCGGCGGAGACCAGACGCUGAGCCAUGGCCGAGCUGCUGCAGACGUUGACUGCUAAAAAGGGCAGGCUCUGCUGUGUUGAUUCUGUGGAAUUCCCCAUAUUGCCUGUGGAGAAGUACUGGCGUCUCCCGUUCCGACUACGGUAAUUUGGAACCUGGCCUUGCUCAUUUCAAGUGUGCACGUCAGCGCAUGUGGGAUGGCUGGAGGACGCCUGUUACUGCCGCACACGUGCCCCCAAGGAGGCCUGCACGCCCUUCACUCCCUUCAGUUUCCUCCCAGGUGAAAUCUGCAAACCCGCUCCUCUGGACCUGGUCCUGUCCGGAUGAUCCUCUGGGAUUAACAAGCUGUUAUUCAACAGCCUCCAACAACAAUGGCACAUUAUCUGCUCCACUGCACAACUGGCCGUGGUUUACAUCCAGGAAGGGAUUGGUCAGUCACCUGUGCCAGGUCCCCAGGGGACCCUGAGUCCAGUGGUAUAUAGGGCGGCUGUGGGAGGAGUGGCAUAGCCUCUCCCAGCCCCAGCAAGCAACCUGUCAGGCGGCCGUGGACUUAGACCCCACAGAUGAAGGCCCUGCUCCUGGCCGUCAACCUCAGCCUCGUUGUUGUCCUGCAGGCCCACCACCCUGCCUCAGAUGAGGAGAUUCAGGAUGUGUCAGAGACGUGGUAUCUGAAGGCCAUGAUGGUGGACAGGGAGCUCCCUGAGAUGAAUCUGGAAUCGGUGACACCCCUGACCCUCAUGACCCUGGAAGGGGGCAACCUGGAAGCCAAGGCCACCAUGCUGAUAAGUGGCCAGUGCUGGGAGGUGAAGGUCAUCCUGGAGAAAACUGACAAGCCGGGAAAAUACACAGCCGUUUACAGAUGCAACCGGUUUCCCUGUCUCUGGCCUGCCUGUUUGCAGUGAAAUCUCAACGCUUAGUCAGCUCAUUCUUCUGCUGAGGGAGAAUCGGUGCGUCCAGAAGAAAAUCCUGAUGUGGAAAAUGGAGGAGCCCGGCAAAUUCAGUGCCUAUGGAGGCAGGAAGCUCAU
Cercocebus atys (sooty mangabey) is the source of this 1044-nucleotide messenger RNA. Its product is annotated as putative lipocalin 1-like protein 1. The record is from RefSeq and is a predicted model, not a curated record. Lineage: Eukaryota; Metazoa; Chordata; Mammalia; Primates; Cercopithecidae.